AUGGCGACGGCAAGAAAAGGGAGAGAGCUUUUUACUAUUUUGGAAACUAGCGCCGACACAGAAAGUAGCACGGUGUGCGACAGCCAGGACUCUCCGCUUAAUCUUUCGGCCGAUGUGAAGUGGUUUGAAAUUCCUUACAGAAAGCCAGACUCGGACGAGGAAGACGAAGACGAAGUGCGGGAGGAGGAGGACGGCGGCGAGGGGGAGAAUGGAUUCACGAGCACAGCAGCAGCAGCCGCGGCGGCGGAGACUGCAGACGCGGCCAGCUUCGUCGCAGGAGGAGGCUGCAACAUAAUUUUGGUCACUGGUAGUAAUGGGAUCCAGCACGACGAGGAGGAGUACGCAGAGGACUGUUAUUAUUCUACCUCCACUAACUGCUCUGAUACCAACUCAAACGAUUCGGAUAUUGAUUUCUCCGAUUUUGAGGAGGAGGAGCGCAGGAGUUUUUUCAGCUUUGAAGAGGACUCGGACUCGGACUGCACUUCUGCCGACUUCUGGGGUGAACCUGAUCAGGUAAUUUCAAUCGAACCAUUCUCUGCGGUCAGCGGCCCUCAGCACUCGCUGGGGGACGAUGCUGACACCCGUGACUAUUUCCGGAUACUCUUCCCAGAUUCUCUUUUUGAACACAUGGUAGAACAAACAAACAAAUACGCCCUCUAUCGGCAAAGGAGGAGUGGAAAAUCCGACCCCCACUGGCACCCCACUGAUAUCAGAGAGAUGAAAGCUUAUGUAGGUUUGAACAUUCUUAUGGGCAUCAAUCAGCUUCCGGACACUGGCAUGUACUGGGCCAGUGACAUUUUCAUAGGCAAUGCAGGCUUUAAAAAAACAAUGACUGCCAGGCGCUUUGAAAAGCUCACCCAGUAUCUCCAGCUGUGUGACCGUGAAACUGAGCCGGUGCGUGGAGAGCGUGGGUAUGAUGCCCUCUUCAAGCUCAGGCCUCUCCUUGAUGUGGUGGAGAACACCAUGUGGGAUGCAUACACGCCCAAUCGCUGUUUGACCAUAGACAAGUGUGCCAUUGUCAUGAAGGGACGUUUCUCCCCCACCCAGUACAUGCCCUCCAAGCCCCUGAGCAAAGGGCUCACAGUGUGGAUGCUGUGUGACUCGCGCACCGGCUACUGCCAUCGGGCCAAGAUGUACAUAGGCAAGCCCAGUGAAGACGAGGCAGCGGCCUCCCUGGGCCACAGGGUAGUGACCUCCCUUGUGCGCGGCCUGGAGCGUCAGUACCACCAUCUCUUCAUGGACAGCUUCUUCACCUCAGUGCCCCUCCUCCAGCGGCUGCUGAGGGACGGACUGUACGCCUGCGGGCCCACCCAGCCUGGGCGCAAAGGUUACCCAGAGGUCCUGCGUCCCCGUAACGUCGGAAAGCUGUCACAGGGUGAGUUCUACCAGUGUCAACGUGGCAACCUGGUUGCCACGGUGACACAGGAUGUCAAGGUGGUCAACUGCCUCUCCACUAACUCUGCUCCUGGGAUCGUGGGCAUCAGUCCGGGUCGGCAGCAGCUGGAGACAGACGGAGAGGGUGAGAGUGAAAGCAUGAACUGCUCAGGUUUGUCCUUCGGUGUACCUCGACCUCUGCCCUUGCUGUUGUACCAGGAGAACAUGAAGGGCGUUGACCUUUGUGACCAGCUGAGAGAGUGCUACCAGGUUGGCAGGCCAUGUAAGAAGUGGUGGCGCUAUUUCCUGUGGUUCUAUGUCAAUCUGUGCAUCGUCAACGCCUACAUCAUCCUGAGGGAAAGCCGAGGGGGCACGCCACCGGCUGGCUUCAACGGCAAGCAGUUCACUCAGCGCCACUUCCGGGUGCGCCUGGCGCAGCAGCUGAUUGGAGACUACCAGGGGGCAAGGGGCAUGGAGCGGGCAGCACGCAAGAGACACGCAGAUUCCCCCAUAGAGUACGGACACCGCCUGGAGCGCAUGUCAGAGCGCUCUCGCCGCUGCAGGAACUGCACCAACAAGGGACUGCGUCAUGAAAGUGUAUUCGGCUGCAAGAUAUGCAACGUCCACCUAUGCAGGGGAGGGUGCUUCUCUGAGUUUCAUAAAUAA
Messenger RNA from Cyclopterus lumpus (lumpfish), 2040 nucleotides. RefSeq names its product piggyBac transposable element-derived protein 4-like. The coding region runs from base 1 to 2040 and encodes 679 amino acids. NCBI's taxonomy places the organism in Eukaryota, Metazoa, Chordata, Actinopteri, Perciformes, Cyclopteridae. The transcript has a single exon. The record is from RefSeq and is a predicted model, not a curated record.